This is a messenger RNA of Anastrepha obliqua, 5407 nucleotides long. RefSeq lists its product as uncharacterized. NCBI's taxonomy places the organism in Eukaryota, Metazoa, Arthropoda, Insecta, Diptera, Tephritidae. Gene Ontology annotation, biological process: transmembrane transport. The transcript is spliced from 13 exons. The record is from RefSeq and is a predicted model, not a curated record. The coding region runs from base 2074 to 4995 and encodes 973 amino acids. Gene Ontology annotation, molecular function: monocarboxylic acid transmembrane transporter activity.
CCGUCGGUCGGUUUUUUGAUAAAAACUGUGUUCAGUGUUGGAGUGUUUUAGAUUGAAUUUUUUUUUUUUUUUUUUGGUGCGGUAAAUGUGCGUACUCAUGUGUGCGAUUGUGUACGGACCAACUUAAAAGCCGUGCAAGAUCUCCAUUGUAAUCUUACAACUAUUUUGUAACAAGAAAACCAAACAAAAUGAAAUAAAAUUAAAAAAAAAAUAACUAAAAUGAAAUAAAAACAGGUACCCAGUUUGUAGUGCUGCACCACAGCUAGGUAGCUACUCGCCUAGCGCUGUAACCGUUUACCGCAUUACAAGUGGUCUUUUGUAUUCGCAAGCUUUUAAGCUGCAGUGCAUUAUUGUGUUACCCGGUGACAUAAAAAAAUGUAUAAAUAAAGUAAUCAAAGCCAGAAUCAAUGUUCUUAGCGGCAUCGUGCACACGCGGCGCAUCCUUUAUGCCACUAAAGCGCACUGCGAGUGCUAUUUUUGACAAUAAACAAUUCACUCAAAAACCAAGUGAACUAGAAUCAAGUCGGAACUUUAUGCACUACCGGGCAAACGCAUAAAUAUCAUACUUUGCACGUUAACGCACGGGUGGCUCGGUAGCGGGUUUGUGUGUGCGUGUGUCUCUGCGCGCGCUCGCGGUACGUUUUCGUGCCUCUGUUGGCUGCGUGCGGCAAGCUGUUCGCCUCGCCGCCAUCCUCUUGGACUGCCUGUUAGCUGUGAUUGAAUAUGCCGCAAUGUGCUACAUCACUGCCGCCUGCCGAAAAAUGCUGUUGAACGCUCCCGAAUGAUGUGCAACAGUGCCAUUGCCACUGCCACUUCCACUGCGCUACUCGCUACUACUGUUGCUGCCGUUGCGUCGCUUGCUGCUACUGUCACUGCCACUGCCAACAACAUCCAAACCCAAGCGUGUAUGCGUGAGUGAGAGAAGUGGGCAGACGUACGGCGCGUGGCGCGAAUGCGCUUGUUUGUGCGGUUUUCGAGCAACUCCCACGAUAACAAUAAAAAAGAAGAGUGGUCGCAAAGCAGCUCCUGCAUAGCAAUCCCUGCUGUAUACACAGUUAUUAUUUUGUAUUUGUUGCUAUUGCUGUGUUGUGGUGGAUUUCUUUGUUGUGCGUACGCUUGUUGCUGUUUGUGUGCUGUUAGAGCGCCGCGUGUAAAAUGAAAAUCAACUGUUCAUGUGAUUGCAAUUGCAGCGACCGCGCCUCGUGCAGCACCAACAUCACCGACCGCCGUCCGAGCGAUAUCAUGGCCAAUGGCGAUUGCUAUCGCCGAUUGUCGAAUUCAUCGUCCGCAGUUUACGGUAGUUGUCCACAGUUAACACAGUAUUUAGAUUCAUCGCAACAACAACAACAACAUUGCCCACACUUGAACCCAACCGAACAAGAGGCGCAACAAGCGCAACAUCAUUACCAGUCAAUACAUCAGCAGCCACGUCAAUACUCGAGUUUAGUGCGUCCACGCCAGUCGCGUAGCCCAGUGCUUUGUCAGCGUUGUGCCGUGUGACGAAGGAAUAAUCAAGCCUGCACACAUCCCGAUAGAUCGACAGUGACUUGCGCGCUUACAUUCACAGCCGCGAGAACUGCCAAGGGCAAAGCCGCAAAGGAAGCAAAGGUAGCAACAACGACAGCAGUUGUAAAACCGGCACCCGCGCCCACAUCCUCUUCUCUAGCGUUUGUGUCCUUCAAACCGGCAGCUGCAUCGAAAACCUACAGAGCUCAGCAGUUGCAACAGGAAUUGCCAUCGUCUGUGGCUACGCCGGCUGUAACCGCAUCGCGCUACUUGUGUCGUCGCUGUAGAUUCAAUAAUCAACCCGUCACUUGGUGGGUUUCUUGUCCGCGUCUCUCCAAUUUAGGCUCUAGUGUCAGUUUGCAACCAAGCGCUACCGCAACAGAAUCCCAAACUCAAGCCAAGCAGUCAACACAACUUCAGCCACAAAGCAAGCCCGCGCCACAACUAUUACGCGAAGCAGCCAGCAGCUACGAAUACCAACAGCAACAGCAACGCCCUUUGCCACUGCCACCGCUGAGCGCCACUCAAAGCCAGGACUCGCCAACGCCCAGUGGUAACAGCAGCAACAUGGCCUCCGCCGCGGCUGCCAUCACAAAGAAAACAGUCACGCGCCAGCAACUUUAUGGUUCAAAUCGUUGCCUACGGCAAUCAAGUGUCCAUUAUCCACUCGAUCAUGGCACGCUGCAGACGGCACAUGCCGGCGGUGUUGGUAAUACACUAAAGCGCCAAACAUGCGCUCUCUCGCACUCGCGUUCCAUCACGGCCCUACAAAAUAUGGAUCUCUAUGGCAGCUAUGCCACACUGCCCUCGACGGCAGGCGGUGCUGCUGCCCCGCUCGAUACACCGCAGCGCUCGUAUUGUGCACGCCAUUUGCCGAGUGGUGUGAGCGCAGCUGCUGCAGUCGGUGCUGGUGGUGGUGGUGUUGGUUUGGGUGUGGGUGUCAGUGACAGCCACACUUGGCAUUCCAAUCAGUAUGCGGCAGCUACGCCUUGCUGUCACCUCUACAAUGCCAAUCAGGCAGCUGCAGCAGCGGCACCCACAUGCAUGUAUGGUGGCGUUGGUGCUGGCCACACUUGCCAACAGCAACAGCCUCAAUCGCACCAACAGCAGCAGCAGUAUCCGCGUGCCACUCUGUUGCAUGACAGUCAUAAGCCUUUGGUGCCCAAUGGCUGUUAUUUUGGCUAUGAGCAUGGCACACAUUUAACGGACGAGGAGGACUCGGCGUUUCCAGGCUUCCAUGACCGUGAGUUUCACAUGCUGCAUCGGAAUAUACCGGCGUUGCGGCGCACUGGUGUUGAUACGGCGGGGAUUAGACAGUAUUUUUAUCCGGAUGGUGGUUGGGGUUGGAUCAUUUGUGGUAUAGCCUUUUUGGUUCAUAUAUUAACGACAGGUUUGCAAUUGUCAAGCGGCCUGCUACUCUUCUAUGCCAUUGAACAUCUGCGAGAUUCGAAUGGUAUUGAAUGGGUUGGUGCUCUGAACUGGUCAAUUUCUAUGUUACUAUCACCAUUUGUGAUCACAUUUUGUCGAAAGAAAUCGACGCGACUGAUGGCAGUGGUAGGCGGUCUAGUGCUACCUCUAGGCGUACUAUUUACCUCCUUCGCUACGGAGUUGGGACAAAUAUUUUUUAGUUAUGGUAUUGUUUUUGGUGUUGCUGUGGCAAUGGUUCGUGAAUCGUCCACAAUAAUGUUAGGAAAUUAUUUUAAGCGCCGAAGACAAUUUGUCGAAAUGAUCGCCAUGUCGGGUGAGGGAGUGGGCAUAUCGAUUUUCUCUGUGAUACUGCGGGAGGGUGUUGGAAACGCUGGCUGGCGUGUUGGUCUCCAAAUCGUUGCUGGUCUGGUAGCGGUUAGUUUCUUUAUGGGUUUAUUAUAUAGGCCCGCAUCACUAUAUCAUCCACAACGGCGAGCCAUACAACACUUGAAAAAUCAGCGGAAGAAGAUGCGUGAAAAUAAAUCGAAAUCUGUGGUAACGACAGAACAGAGAAGUGUCCGUUAUUUGUUUCUCGACAUAUCACCCUUCAAGUCAACCAAUGUGAAAAUUCUACUCGUAUCAGCUGCUGUAGCGGCAUUGGGUAUUUACACACCAAUGAUCUCAAUGACUUUGACCGUCGCCAAGGAGGGUCCGGAUAUAGAAGACUUGGUUUUGCUGCAAACGUUUUUAGGUGUCUCCACCACAAUGGGCGUUUUUAUUGCCGGUACAAUAUUGCGCAAAACUUUUAGAAUAGGCAGCUUUUUGAUAACCUCACAAAUUGUGUCUCAAGUAUUUAUUGCAUUAAUAGCAAUUGCUAUAUUGAGUCUCUCGUUCGUCGUAAGUUUUCGCUGGUUCUGCAUACUCGGUUGGUUGUAUGGCAUCGGUUUCGGUGGAUUUCGUUAUGCCUUCAAGGUGCUAGCACUGGAUCGAAUUAAGGUGAAGCAGUUCUCUAAGUCAUGGGGCCUUAUCAAAGGCGUCGAAUCCAUACCGGUGCUCAUUAGUAUUCCACUAACCAGCUUCCUCAACGACUACUCACUGCAUUAUGGACGAGCCGGUUAUUUCAUCUGCUCUGCAGCUGCUGCUAUUGGCGGCAUUAUUAUAUUCUUCAUGACCUACUCAACGGUAGAGCAGAGUUCUAGUAGCCACCAGGUAAAUAGCAAGAAGCAUGGUAAUGGUGCCAUACCCACAUUGCGUCCCUUCCCCCAAUAUUGCAAGCUACAUGGCUUUCAUGAACCUGUGGUGGACUUUAAUGUUUACAAUGGCUGUGAUUACCCAGCGCCCGAUUUGCUUAUGAGCCGCAGCUGUGUCAGCUUGAAUCAAGUGGAUUUUGAGAACCUAUGUCGCAACAAUGCGUACUGUGAUCGGUGGCAUAUGCCAAGCUUGCAUAAAUUGCAACACUGUGUGGUACAUGGUGGGGCGACGGCGCGCGGGCGAGGUGGUCAUAUGGGCGAAAUAAGUCGGCCGCAUAGUCCACAUUAUGACAUGGAGCAUCGCUAUGCCAGUAUGGGGCGUGGUGUGGGCAAGCGGUUGCAGAAAAGUUUGUCGUUCAUACAGAAUCCGUAUUGUUGCAAUGGGCAAUGGUAUUGCAAUUGUCAUGACAGCUAUCAGUGGGCACAAACGUCGCCGAGAUCCCAAAUGCAUCAACCUCUGCUGUGCACCUGCAAUCAAGGCUCCACCAACUAUUUGCAAAACUCACGCAGUCGCAGCGUUCCUGAAGGUCUCUCCACAAUCGGCAAUCAGCUGUGCAGAUGUAAGACAACAACAGCGGGAGCAGCAUCGGGGGUGGGCUCUUCCACCGCUCUAUCGCGUGAAGUUAUCUAUUUGCCGCGCCAUGACCUCGACUAUGACUUCGCGUGUCGGCAUCAUCAAAGAGGUGUAGGCGCUGCAGCAACCACAGCAGCAGCAGCGGCAGCCGCCGCCAUACAACAUGGUGCCGCUACAACACCGCGUUACCGGCACCGCCGCUCACAAUCACUAUCCAAGCCACUGCAAUAUGUCGAACAGAUAACGACAUCGGUGUAGAUGGGCUACUAAUAGCAAUUAGACAAAAAAGAGUAGUACAUAAACUCAUGUUGAGAAUAGCAAGGCUACUGCAUUGGGUACAGUGGUUAAAAAUAGUGAACAUUUUGUGCAUGUUAAUUUAUUAAUAUUCCCAUUUUAUGUUGACGUAUUCGAAAACUCGGUCUCGCAGAACUUAGGUUAUUCAAAAUUGGCUUUCCUAAUUGAAAAUAUUUUAAUUUAAAACUAAACUACUUUCCGAUAUUCUAUACAUAACAACUUAAAUUUGUUCCAAAUUAAUUUAAGAAAUGAUCGGUGGAAAUGAAAAUUUUCUGCGCUUUGUUCAAAGUGGCGCAAAAUUAAUCACCCUAUCGGAAUAUUUAUAAUUCUUGCAAAUGGCGUAGUACGUCAAUCAUAUUUUACGUACGCUUAUGAA